Molecule: messenger RNA, 1334 nt
Organism: Marmota monax (woodchuck)
Lineage: Eukaryota; Metazoa; Chordata; Mammalia; Rodentia; Sciuridae
Gene: Caps
Product: calcyphosine
Exons: 4
Coding region: 155-724 (189 amino acids)
Cellular component (GO): vesicle
Molecular function (GO): calcium ion binding
Source: RefSeq, a predicted model, not a curated record
UGCCAGGCAGGACGCAGACCUAACACAGAGCAAAGUCAGCAGGACUUGGGGACAGACACAGGCCAGCCAAGCAAGUGUGGGUUGGUUGGCAGCUUGAAGCCUGUGCCUGGCUAGCUGGGUGGGAAGUCCCAAGUGCCCACAGACCCGACCCAGAAUGGAUGCCGUGGAUGCCACUGUGGAGAGGCUGCGGGCACAGUGCCUGUCCCGAGGGGUCUCAGGCAUCCGGAGCUUGGCCAGGUUUUUCCGUCGCCUGGACCAGGAUGGGAGCCGAGUGCUGGAUGCCAGGGAGCUCCGGCGGGGCCUGGCAGAAUUGGGGAUGUUGCUGGAUGAGGCCGAAGCAGAGGGUGUGUGCAAGCGCUGGGACCGCGAUGGCAGCGGGACACUGGACCUGGAGGAGUUUCUGCGGGCCCUGAGGCCCCCCAUGUCCCAGGCCCGGGAGGCAGUCAUUGUGGCUGCCUUUGCCAAGCUGGACCGCAGCGGGGAUGGCGUGGUGACUGUGGACGACCUCCGUGGAGUGUACAGUGGUCGUGCCCACCCCAAGGUGCAAAGUGGGGAGUGGCGGGAGGAUGAUGUGCUCCGCUGCUUCCUGGACACCUUCGACUCCUCCGAGAAGGACGGGCAGGUCACGCUGGCAGAAUUCCAGGACUACUACAGUGGCCUCAGCGCCUCCGUGGACACAGAUGAAGAGUUUGUGGCCAUGAUGACCAGUGCGUGGCAGCUGUGAGCAGACUGCCCUCGCUCAGCUGGUGCCCAGAGCCGAGGACCCCUCCCACCUGCCUGAGCCGGCCCCUCCCCAGACAGCCCCAGCAGGGACACGAGUGGGAUUUGAGUGGGAGUGGAAUCCGUGAGAACUGAGCCUGAGGAAUUGGUGAGACCAGGCCUCCUGCUGGGCCACCAGGCAGACGUGGGACAAAAGUUCCAAAGGUCACUGGCUCUGGACCCCAGGGAAAGCAGCCCUUAGGCCGCUUGUUGACCAAGGCCCCAGUCACUGCAGGUACCCUCACUCCCUCCCCCGUGGAUCCCGUAGAGAGCCAGGUGACCCCUGAGGGGGAAGCAAACAGCAGGUCCGAGUGGAGGCUCCACAUGGAGGCCAGUCUUGGGAGGCGGUUUGGACUCCUGCCCAGGUGUGGAGUGCGAGGCAGGGCGGCAGGGGUGCUCGGGCAGCCAGGCUACUUGGGCACCUCUCCCUGUGAGGCGUAAGCUGUUCCUGGCUGGGCUGUCUGGCUUCCUGAGGCCCCUGGGGCAUGCAGGAGGCUGGGGUUUUAGUUAAAAGUUUUAAUGUAGUUCCCAAAUACAUUUCAUAUGACAAUCUUACAUAAAUGUUCCAAAACACA